UGCCAGUCGCUUAAUUAGUUAUUGAAGGUUAGAAUACCUGUUGCUCCGUUAACUGUUACGGUUAAUGGUUAGUUCAAUCUCUCUUUCGUACGAUUUGGGUCUGUAGUGUCGGUGUUUUUCUUCUCGUGGAUCUUUCGAUUAUUCGCGAUAAGAAAUCGUACCUACGUUCGUGUACUUAUUUCAAUUCAUCGUUUAGUUAUUCGUUUCAGUGUCCAGUUCGAUACACUAAAAAAUAUACACCGAUCAACAUGACCAAAUACCAUAAACCGGAAGCUAAAGUACUACAAGAAUUGAAAGACAUCGCUCACAAGCUUCGGAUCGAUUCUAUUCGGGCUACAAAUGCGUCAAAUUCGGGCCAUCCUACAUCAUGCUCUUCCAUGGCCGAACUGAUGUCCGUUUUAUUCUUCCACGUAAUGAGGUACGAUUUGAAAAACCCUCGCGAUCCAUCGCACGAUCGAUUGAUCCUCUCCAAAGGACACGCUGCACCGAUCCUGUACGCAGCCUGGGCCGAGGCAGGCCUGUUCCCGGUCAACGAUAUAUUGAACUUGCGUAAAAUAGAUAGCGACUUGGAAGGUCACCCUACACCGAGAUUGAACUUUGUCGACGUCGGUACCGGAUCUUUGGGACAAGGUUUAUCCGUCGCUUGCGGUAUGGCUUACGUAGGUAAAUACUACGAUAAAGCUACGUACAGAACGUAUUGUAUUUUGGGCGAUGGUGAAAGCGCCGAAGGUUCGGUCUGGGAAGCUCUGAAUUUCGCUUCGUAUUACAAUCUAGAUAACCUCGUGGCGAUAUUCGACAUAAACAGGUUGGGCCAAUCGGAACCUACUGCUUUAAAACACGACAUGAACGUGUACCGCAAACGAGUCGAAAGCUUCGGUUUCCACGUCAUUGUCGUCGACGGUCACGACGUCGAAGAAUUAUGCAAAGCGUUCCACGAAGCUUCCAAUACGACCGGUAAACCAACCGCCAUCAUUGCUAAAACCUUCAAAGGUAAAUAUUUCCCAAAUAUCGAAGAUCUCGUCGAAUGGCACGGUAAACCUUUGGGAGACAGAUCCGACGAAGUGAUCAAAUACGUCAGUUCGUUGAUUAAAAACGACAUCAAUGCUAUUCCUUCGAUCGACCGACCCUCUCUCGAAGCUCCUUUAGCUCCGGUACUGCCAAAGACACCUGUACGAUUGAAUACGCCGCCAUCGUACAAGAAAACCGAUAUCGUAGCUACCAGACUGGCUUACGGUACAGCUUUGGCUAAAUUAGCUGCCAACAACAGUCGAGUCAUCGGAUUGGACGGUGACACGAAGAACUCCACUUACUCUGAUAAAAUCAAAAAAGAUUUCCCAGACAGGUACAUCGAGUGUUUCAUCGCAGAGCAGAAUCUAGUCGGUGUGGCCAUCGGAGCCGGUUGCCGAGACCGGACCAUACCCUUCGUAUCGACUUUCGCUGCCUUCUUUAGCAGAGCUUUCGAUCAAAUCCGCAUGGGCGCGAUAUCGCAAACCAACGUCAACUUUGUCGGUUCGCAUUGCGGUGUGAGUAUAGGUGAAGACGGUCCUAGUCAAAUGGCUCUAGAAGACUUAGCAAUGUUUAGAGCGGUUCCUGGAUCUACGGUUUUCUACCCUUCGGACGCCGUCAGCACCGAAAGAGCUGCCGAACUUGCUGCCAAUACCAAAGGUAUCUGUUUCAUCAGGACUUCUCGACCCAAUACUCCAAUUUUAUACAGUAACGAAGAACCAUUCGCCGCCGGUAAACAUAAAAUAAUCAAGAGCUCGAGUAACGAUGUAGCUCUCGUUAUCGGCGCUGGUGUCACCUUACACGAGGCUGUCGACGCUGCCAACGAAUUGCAACAAAAACACAAUGUCAAUAUCCGUGUCCUGGAUUUAUUCACCGUUAAACCGAUCGAUGCGCAGUUCAUCAUCCAAAACGCCCUCCAAUGUAAAGCCAAAAUCGUUACAGUUGAAGAUCACUAUCCUGAAGGAGGUAUAGGCGAAGCUGUCGCUGGCGCUGUCGCAGAGCAAAGCAACAUCACGGUCAAAAGUUUGGCUGUCAGGGCUAUUCCCAGAUCUGGUCCUCCUAAAGUACUCCUAGAUCUUUUUGGAAUUAGCUCGAAAUGUAUCGUGAAAACGGUGUUGAGCAUUCUGUAAGAGAACGCUCCUGUAACCCUUAUUCCUGAUUUUUACUUUCAAAUACUUAUGGAUUGUUAGACAACGUGUAUAUUUUUGUUACCCCUACUUUUUUUUAAGCCACUGUGGGUAAUCAUUGUAUUUUUCCAAAAUUGAAUUCUGAAUGAUUAAUUUAAGGAGAAAUGUAAAUGAAUCUAGUUCGUAUAUUGAACAUUUUAAUUGAAGUACAUUUUUUUCGUGUCCGAUA
Messenger RNA from Planococcus citri (citrus mealybug), 2361 nucleotides. Its product is annotated as transketolase-like. Gene Ontology annotation, molecular function: transketolase activity; thiamine pyrophosphate binding. Bases 249 to 2135 code for a protein of 628 amino acids. The record is from RefSeq and is a predicted model, not a curated record. Lineage: Eukaryota; Metazoa; Arthropoda; Insecta; Hemiptera; Pseudococcidae. The transcript has a single exon.